Messenger RNA from Nematolebias whitei (Rio pearlfish), 1511 nucleotides. RefSeq names its product olfactomedin-like protein 2A. Gene Ontology annotation, biological process: signal transduction. NCBI's taxonomy places the organism in Eukaryota, Metazoa, Chordata, Actinopteri, Cyprinodontiformes, Rivulidae. The transcript is spliced from 3 exons. The coding region runs from base 65 to 1099 and encodes 344 amino acids. The record is from RefSeq and is a predicted model, not a curated record.
CUCUGAUAAAACACUCUUAGUGGAGCAUGUCACAGAAAACCAGUCUGAGGAUGGAGGGGCUGAAAUGGUCCUAGAAACCAUGGAGGCCACUGAGACUGAGCCCAUUGACACCACUGCAGCUCCCACUACCCUUGCUGCCACCAGCACAACCACAACCAUAAGGAGCACAACUACCACCACUGCUGAGCCCACCACAACCCCCACCAUUGUCACUCCAAGCACACCAGUGUCUGAAAGAGCAGCUCCAACCAUCAUGUUGAUGCUGGACAACUUAAACAACAACAGUCGGCCCAGUCUCCACAGAGCAGGGAAGAUCCUUAACUGUGAAGGGACUCUGUCAUCCAUCGAGCAGCCAGUGAAGCAGCACAGUUAUGGGCGCAAUGAGGGAGCAUGGAUGAAGGAUCCUCUGGCUAAGGACUCCAAAAUCUACGUGACUAAUUAUUACUAUGGCAACAAUCUUGUGGAGUUUCGCAACCUGGACAACUUUAAGCAAGGACGUUGGAGUAACCUUUAUAAACUGCCUUACAACUGGAUUGGCACCGGCCAUGUGGUUUACAAUGGAGCUUUCUACUACAACAGGGCUUUCACUAAGAAUGUCAUCAAAUACGACCUGAAGAUGCGAUAUGUGGCUGCCUGGACGCUGCUGCAUGACGUGGUUUAUGAAGAUACCACCCCAUGGAAGUGGAGGGGCCACUCGGACAUUGAUUUUGCAGUGGAUGAAAGUGGCCUGUGGGUGAUUUAUCCUUCCAUGGACUAUGACUACAACCAGCAAGAGGUGAUGGUAAUCAGUAAAUUGGAUCCUGGAGACCUGUCCUUAAAAAAGGAAACCACAUACAGGACAGGUCUCAAGCGAAAAUCAUACGGAAACUGCUUCAUUAUCUGUGGUGUCUUGUAUGCUGUUGAUGUGUACAAUCAGAAAGAAGGUGAGGUGAACUAUGCUUAUGACACCCACACGAAUACUGAAGCAAUCCCACGCUUGUCUUUCACCAAUGAGUAUUCUUUCACCACACAAGUUGACUACAAUCCUAAGGAAAAGCUUUUGUAUGCCUGGGACAAUGGCCAUCAGGUUACAUACCGUGUAAACUUUGUUGACGAGUAAGAAGCUCUCAGGAGCCUGCCAGUAUGGCAGCUAAUGAGAACAUUCUCAGUAUUUGCCAGCCUUCAAACCACUGUUAAUAGACUCAGUGGGGUGAAUAAUAAAGCUAUACCAUCCUUCUUGUACCAUUGUAUGCUUCUCAAAUAGUUGUAAUAAGUACUCAUACCGUUUAACUGGGCUGUGACUGUUAAACAUCAACAUAUAACUCAGGACCCUAUAUGGGAUCGCAGAAGUCGAAGCCAGACUGGGAUCAGCGUCCACAUACUGUAGCCUGGUGCCACAGACACUCAUACUAGUAAUAAUGUCCAUGUUGGCAAUUAUUUACAAUAAAAUGAACUGGAAGUCGCUGAAAUAUUCUCACAGGUUGAGUUCUGUUUCAUUGAAAAUGGUAAAUGGACUGUACUUAUAUAACACC